CGGAGGAUGCGCAGCCGGCGCAGUUGGCGUUGGAUCGGGGUUGUUGUCGGGUGGGAGCCGUCUGCUUGCCGAGCGCCGCCGGGACAUGCUCGCAGCCUGACUGACCGCAGGUGGCCGCCGCGCCCGGGACACGAAUGAAGAAACAGCUGCUCCUCCUGUUCACACACCGGGGACUCGUCAGCCGAGGGGGCCGCAGGGGGAAACGCCGUCGAAAAUGGCUUCGUUCAGUAUCCGCGCCGCGCGUCCCGAGGACUGCUCAGACCUGCUGCGACUGAUCAAGGAACUAGCCAAGUACGAGGACAUGGAGGAUCAAGUGGUGCUAACCGAGAAAGGUAGGCUUGCAGCGACUGCCCGCCCUGCUGCGGCUCGGUGCCGCCGCCCGCAUCUGAAGGGUCCCGUUUGUUUUGCUCUCGUAGAGCUGCUGGAGGAUGGAUUCGGUGAGCACCCGUUCUACCACUGCCUCGUUGCGGAGGUGCCCAAAGAGCAGUGGUCGGCUGAAGGGCACAGCAUCGUGGGCUUUGCUAUGUAUUACUUCACUUACGAUCCAUGGAUUGGGAAGCUGUUGUAUCUUGAAGAUUUCUAUGUGAUGGCUGAAUACAGAGGACUUGGCAUUGGAUCAGAAAUCCUGAAGAAUCUGAGUCAGGUUGCUGUCAAGUGCCGCUGCAGCAGCAUGCACUUCCUAGUGGCAGAGUGGAACGAGCCCUCCAUCAGGUUCUACAAGAGAAGGGGCGCCUCCGAUCUGUCCACUGAAGAGGGCUGGAGGCUCUUCAAAAUCGACAAGGAGUAUCUGUUGAAGAUGGCAACGGAAGAGUAGUGAGAGAAGAUUCCAGCAACUAAACUCUUGCAAUGAAUAUACGCGCUCUCUGAAUAAACCCCUUCUUGCUUUCUGUGUUGGUAGUGGAAUAAAAUAGAGUGGAUGGUAGUACUGUGCAACCAUGGUCAUAGAGUAAUUGGUACCGUCAGCUGGAGCGGAGGCAUCUCAAGUUGAAUACGUGCUUGUAUCCAUCCUUUUACCAGUGUGAACUUGUAAUCUUUGUAUAUGGAAACUUCAUUCUUGUAAGUGGCAUUCAAAUGUGUACAAUGUACACACUGGUAGGGUUUGUUUUAUUUCCUUUUAUAAAAUAAAUAGUUUUCACUCAA
Molecule: messenger RNA, 1140 nt
Organism: Coturnix japonica (Japanese quail)
Lineage: Eukaryota; Metazoa; Chordata; Aves; Galliformes; Phasianidae
Gene: SAT1
Product: spermidine/spermine N1-acetyltransferase 1
Molecular function (GO): diamine N-acetyltransferase activity; spermidine binding
Source: RefSeq, a predicted model, not a curated record